Caenorhabditis remanei is the source of this 453-nucleotide messenger RNA. RefSeq lists its product as uncharacterized. Bases 1 to 453 code for a protein of 150 amino acids. Gene Ontology annotation, molecular function: lipid binding. The record is from RefSeq and is a predicted model, not a curated record. The transcript has 5 exons. Lineage: Eukaryota; Metazoa; Nematoda; Chromadorea; Rhabditida; Rhabditidae.
AUGGUGGAGGCUGCUUCUGAGAUCCCGGAGAAGUUCUUCGGAAAAUAUGACUUGGACAAGAGUGAGAACUUUGAUGAGUUCCUUGCUGCCAAAGGUGUCAGUUGGUUCGUGAGACAAAUGAUCAAGUUGGCUAAGGUUAGCAAGGUUCUCGCUAAGAACGAAACUCCAGGAAAAUAUAACAUGGAGAAUCUGACGUCAAAGAAGGAUACAAUCUAUCACGGAUGGGAACUCGGAAAGACUUUUGAAGCUGAAGGACUCGAUGGAGUUCCACAUAAGAUUACCUUCUCCUUCAAAGAUGGAGUCUUAUCUGAGCACCACAUCCGUCUCAACGACCCAGAGCACAGCGCUGAGACCUACUACUACACCAUCGAAAACGAUCAACUUGUGAUGAAAAUGGUCAAUAACGGAAUCACAUGUCGUCGCUGGUUCAAACGAUCAACCGGAAAGAAGUAA